AAAAAAAAAAAGAAAGUAUUAGAAAAAAAAAUAAUAAUCUAACCUAAUAACGGGGAAUAAUCUUCGAAUGCAGUGGCUAGAAAUUUAAUAAGAUUGAAUAAAAAAAUCACAAAUAAGAAGAAAACAUUUGAAUAGUUGCCCCUUGAGGCGCCACUUGUCGCGACUUUGAUCCCUCUGACGGUAAUUUGUACAAGUUUAUCAACGGAAGUUGGUCAAACUAGAAUGUGUAUUUACAUAGGUUAUAAAAUUCGACGCAAUGCAGAGACAAGAGAAUAGGGUUGAAAAUAAAAAAGUGUUUAAUAAUGAAUCAAGAAUGCCCAAAAGUGAAAAAAUAUUUGACAAGAAAAAAUAUAGAUUAAAAAAGUAUAGUAAUAAAUAUAAAGUUCAUAAAUGGCAAUUACGAAAAACAGUAGCUAUUUUACGUGAUUUUUAUAAUAAAAAUCACAGGGGUGAGCAUGGUCAACAGAAUAAACUUGAAUUUAAAAAAGGAACGAGCGGGCCAAAAAAAAGUCCCAGCUUCUUUGACUUUGCAAGGAGUCAAUACUUAGAGAAGAAGGCAGAUAAGAAAAGAAAAAAGGAAGAAAUAUUAAGAAUACUAACGAUAAAGAAAGAAGCUUUACGGAAAUACAAGGAGAAUAAAAUGCAAAAAUAUAAAAAGUUAUCUAAAAAAACGAAGAAGGGUCAACCCGUAAUGAAGGAAAGAAUAGAACUUUUAUUGCAAAAAAUACAACAAGAUAAAAACAACGAUGUCACUGUGUAAAUUAUACAUUUACAAUAUAUUUAAAUCUAAAUAAUAUAUUUAGAUUAAAGUAUGUGUUACGAGUUUAAUUUGCUCGUACGUAGACUAUUUUCGUUAAAUGUAAUUGUCAUCGGUGUACAAAAGAAUUAAAAAGAAAUAAAAUAACGAACGAUUGAUUAAAAAAUAA
Polistes dominula (European paper wasp) is the source of this 926-nucleotide messenger RNA. RefSeq lists its product as uncharacterized. Lineage: Eukaryota; Metazoa; Arthropoda; Insecta; Hymenoptera; Vespidae. The record is from RefSeq and is a predicted model, not a curated record.